Clupea harengus (Atlantic herring) is the source of this 2248-nucleotide messenger RNA. Its product is annotated as eukaryotic translation initiation factor 5-like. Gene Ontology annotation, cellular component: cytosol. Gene Ontology annotation, biological process: translational initiation; formation of cytoplasmic translation initiation complex. Gene Ontology annotation, molecular function: eukaryotic initiation factor eIF2 binding; translation initiation factor activity; GDP-dissociation inhibitor activity. The record is from RefSeq and is a predicted model, not a curated record. Lineage: Eukaryota; Metazoa; Chordata; Actinopteri; Clupeiformes; Clupeidae.
GCGGAGUGAACUGAGGAGCAAGAUAAGAUUCACUGUCACGUUGAUAUAGCUCAUUGUGGCAUAGCAUACACGUUGCCUGAAGAGGUAGCUAGCUUGCUACUAAAGAGAUUCCUCACUUCGAAGGCGCCCAGGCAAUCUCUUCGGAUUUUAUUGCUAACCACUGCAAGGUCUACCCCAGCAAUCUUGGCUUAACAUUAGCUGCGCGGUGCUAUAUCUCGUCACAACUGCAUCCAAAAACGGUUUAAAAUCCAAAAAACUACUUCAUUGCGUCUCUGGGCAACCAGCAGUGUGUUUAUGUCUUUGUUUUACGAAAACGGUGAGUACCCGGACGACAGGAGCCACGGAUGGGAAAGAGCUGUUGUGCAGCUGUCGGAACCUGUGUGGAGGAAACUUAGCCCACCAGCAACGAGCCUGGAGCCUCAGUGGCAAGACCUUUUUCAUGUCAGAGACCGAGUCCUCUUGCAGUCGUUUAUGUCAUCCCCCCCUCUCCAGGCAGACAAUACCAAGAAUUGCCAAUUCAAGAUCUUUUCGUCUUGCUGAUAGAACCAACAAGAGGACAAAAUGUCUGUCAACGUCAACCGCAGCGUGUCAGACCAGUUCUACCGCUACAAGAUGCCCCGUCUGAUAGCAAAGGUGGAAGGCAAAGGUAACGGGAUAAAGACUGUCAUAGUCAACAUGGUUGAUGUCGCCAAGGCUUUGAACAGGCCCCCAACGUAUCCGACCAAGUUUUUUGGUUGUGAGUUGGGGGCUCAGACCCAGUUUGAUUCUAAGAAUGACCGUUACAUUGUCAAUGGAUCCCACGAGGCCAACAAGCUGCAAGACAUGCUGGAUGGAUUUAUCCGGAAAUUUGUGCUGUGUCCAGAGUGUGAUAAUCCGGAAACAGAUCUGCACAUCAAUGCUAAGAAGCAAACCAUUGGGAACUCCUGCAAGGCCUGUGGCUACCGGGGCAUGCUGGAUACACGACACAAGCUCUGCACCUUCAUUCUGAAGAAUCCACCAGAGAAUGAAAGUGUGUAUGUGAAAAAGGAAAAGAAGAGCCGCAAGAAGGACAAGGAGAACGGCUCGGGUAGUGGGGAAGCAGGGAACCGCGAUGACAUUGAUGCACCUGAUGCAGUGGAUGGGGAUGAUGAUGACGAGGACUGGGCAGAGGAGACCACUGAGGAGGCCCAGCGCCGGCGCAUGGAGGAGAUCAGCGAGCACGCAAAGAACCUCACCCUCAGCGAGGACCUGGAGAAGACCUUGGAGGAGAGGGUGAACAUAUUCUACAACUUCGUCAAGCAAAAGAAAGAGGAGGGGGCGAUUGACUCUGCCGACAAGGAGAUCCUGGCCGAGGCGGAGCGGCUGGACGUGAAGGCCAUGGGCCCCCUGAUCCUCAGCGAGCUGCUCUUCGAUGAGAACAUCCGCGACCAGAUCAAGAAGUACAAGCGCCACUUCCUCCGCUUCUGCCACAACAACAAGAAGGCCCAGAAGUACCUCUUGGGAGGCUUUGAGUGUCUGGUGAAGCUGUUUCAGACGCAGUUGCUCCCUCGAGUUCCCGUCAUCCUCAAGGACCUGUACGAUGCUGACCUGCUUGAGGAGGACGUCAUACUUGCCUGGGCCGAGAAGGUCUCCAAGAAGUACGUCUCCAAGGAGCUGGCGAAGGAGAUCCACGGCAAGGCGGAACCUUUCAUCAAGUGGCUGAAGGAGGCCGAGGAGGAGAGUGAGGGCAGCGAGGAAGAGGAGGAGGAAGAUGAGGACAACGUGGAGGUUGUGUAUUCCUCUUCUGCUCGAGAAUUAAAAAUGGAGACUGUGACACCAGUGAAGGCUGACAAAGAAGAGGAGGACAUUGACAUUGAUGCCAUUUAAGCAACACACACACACACACACACACACGCACACUUACAAAAAAGAAACCGGAGAAAUUAAAAAGGUUCAAACAAAAGAUGCCUCUAAAUGCUCUCUGAAGCUUCUGUCAUGGAGAAGUCAGACGCAUGCCUUUGAUUCGUCUCUCUGCUCGAUCGCCGCUCCUCGUUGCAAUCAUGACGUAGCGCUUUGCGAAAGGCUUGUUAAUUUUUUUGCAUCACCUGCUCCUCCCCAUCCCGCCCCACCCUGGCCCUACUGAUUGACUUGAGCUGUUCUGCUGUUCAAUUUGUAGGUGUGGAAAUGCUAGAAACUAGAGCACUAAAUGCACAUGUAUUUUCUUUUUUUUCUUCUAUUGUGUUACCUUUUUGAAAUAUUAAUUAAAGAAUGUUUGACAUUAAGUGUUAAA